AUGUGGUCACUUUUGCAGCAGCCGCUGCUCGAUGACACAGCGUUUGCCGUCUACGGCUGGAUCAUGCUCUACGACUGGGUGCAAGGUCGGCGCGAGGUGCUUUCGGUGGAAGGUGAUGCAGCCUCGAUCGUGCUCAUUUCGACAUCUUAUGACGCCCAAGAAAUACCAACGAGCGGUGACACCCGCUUUGUCAAGAAUGCGUCACAGAUCGCCAUCUACACGACCGCGUACGCCAGCACCGUGCUCGCACUCGUGGCGCUUCUCUGCGUCGUCCAUAGUGUGCGGCUCCGCUUUCGCAUCCUCGGUCGCAACCUCUUUCAGUUCAACCGCGUCGUUAUGUCGGGCGACCUAUCAUGCUUCUCCGCGGCAUGA
Molecule: messenger RNA, 372 nt
Organism: Saprolegnia parasitica CBS 223.65
Lineage: Eukaryota; Oomycota; Saprolegniomycetes; Saprolegniales; Saprolegniaceae
Exons: 2
Coding region: 1-372 (123 amino acids)
Source: RefSeq, a predicted model, not a curated record